CGUGCCGUCCCGCAGGGCGUUCCCAGCUCGGCGCUGCGGGAGAUCUGCCUGCUGAAGGAGCUGAAGCACAAAAACAUCGUCAGGCUGCACGACGUCCUGCACAGCGACAAGAAGCUGACGCUGGUCUUUGAGUUCUGCGACCAGGACCUCAAGAAGUAUUUCGACAGCUGUAACGGAGAUCUGGACCCUGAGAUCGUGAAGUCCUUCAUGUACCAGCUCCUGAAGGGCCUCGCGUUCUGCCACAGCCGCAACGUCCUGCACAGGGACCUGAAGCCGCAGAACCUCCUCAUUAACAGGAACGGGGAGCUGAAGCUGGCAGACUUCGGCCUGGCGCGGGCCUUCGGCAUCCCGGUGCGCUGCUACUCAGCAGAGGUCGUCACGCUGUGGUACCGACCCCCGGAUGUGCUGUUUGGUGCCAAGCUCUACUCCACCUCCAUCGACAUGUGGUCGGCCGGCUGCAUCUUUGCAGAGCUGGCCAACGCGGGGCGGCCGCUCUUCCCGGGGAACGACGUGGACGACCAGCUGAAGAGGAUCUUCAGAUAUCCUUUGGGACCCGGUGUUACUGGGGGGGGGUGAGGGCAGAGCCUUGGCGGGGCCCCGCGUGUCCCGCAGCUCCCCGUGGCCCUUGACAGCCCCGCACG
Messenger RNA from Meleagris gallopavo (turkey), 641 nucleotides. Lineage: Eukaryota; Metazoa; Chordata; Aves; Galliformes; Phasianidae. The record is from RefSeq and is a predicted model, not a curated record.